Staurois parvus is the source of this 1335-nucleotide messenger RNA. NCBI's taxonomy places the organism in Eukaryota, Metazoa, Chordata, Amphibia, Anura, Ranidae. The record is from the annotation of a GenBank genome assembly.
GGAUGCCAUGUGGAUCUAUUUCUGGUUCUUUUUGGACUGCAGUUGCCUUUCAUUUCACUAUGCCCCAUAAACUGUGUGUGUUAUCCUUCACCAAUGACUGUCAGCUGUCAGUCACACAACUUUGGAGUUGUACCGGAGGGCAUUCCAGAAAUAAGCGAGAGGAUAUUUCUACAAAACAAUCAGAUAACCAUGCUCCUUCGUGGACAUUUCAGCCCUUCCUUAGUCACACUGUGGCUUUAUAGCAACAACAUUACAUUCAUAGAUCCAGAUACAUUUGAAGGGUUUGACAACCUUGAAGAGCUGGAUCUAGGGGACAAUCGCUAUUUGAGGGCUUUAGCAGCAGAGACUUUUCAGGGUUUGACCAGACUUCAUACCUUGAACCUGUACAAAUGUGGCCUCAGUUCUUUGCCUACUGGAAUAUUUAAUGGCCUCCAUAGUCUGCAGUAUCUCUAUCUCCAGAACAACCACAUUGAGUUCCUCCAGGAUGACAUCUUUAUCGAUUUGGUCAAUCUAAGUCAUCUGUUUUUGCAUGGCAACAAGCUUUGGAGCCUCCAUCAAAAUACAUUUAGGGGCCUGGUCAACCUAGACCGCCUUCUGCUCCAUCAGAACCAACUCCAAUUUAUUCACAAAAAUGCAUUCCAUGAUCUUAAGAGGCUAACCACACUUUUUCUGUUUAACAACAGCAUUUCUGAACUUCAGGGGGAAUGUUUAGCUCACCUUUCUGCUCUAGAGUUUCUGAGAUUGAAUGAUAACCCCUGGGACUGUGGCUGCAAAGCUAGGUCUCUUUGGGAGUGGUUACAAAAAUUUAGAGGGACAAGUUCAAGUGUGGAAUGUGAGUCACCUCCAAUGUUGCAAGGUAGAGAUCUCAAAACUUUGAAAACAGAGCAAUACAUACACUGUUCAGGCUCUGAGUCUCUUCACCAAAUUAAGACAUUCAGUACGACACACCAGAUAUCACAUAAAGGACACCAUUCACAUCAUUCUUCAAAAGAGAAGGGAAAAGAUUUGCACCAAAAUGAGCCAGCUGCCUAUCCAGAUUCACGUCCAGGAAACAGGAAACUUGGGAAGAACUGCACAAACCACAAGAACCGAAAUCGGAUCUCAAAGCCCCUCUCUGGGAAGAGCAUCCACGACGUACAGGAUUACAUGCCGGAUUAUCAGCUGAAAUUAAAUUUUGACACUAUCCCCACUGCUACAACAAAGAGGAAGACUAAAUGUACUCGUAGGACGUCCCUCAGGAUACCCAGUGGAGUGCAGGCACCAGGCAACAGGUGUGAUGGGGUCAGGGUAUCUCUGCUGCUCUUUCUCCUGGUUCUGGCUGUCAUUGUACGCUGA